AUGAAGUCCUUCAGAGACAUCCGCACCCAAAUAUUGCUACUUACUACGGCUGUCGAGAAUGGUCGGGCUACUGGUCUUUGCUUCAAACGAUACAAGGACAACUUGUUCUGGAGGGUCAACCCUGAAUACCUGAACAAGAAUAUGUUUCGGGCUAGUGGUCGUGAGCGAGUCGAUGAUUCUAUCAAACAGGACUUCCUUGGGAUUCUCGAGAGAAUCAAGCACCUUCAUUCUCUUGGCCUUGUGCAUAACGAUAUCAAGCCGGCCAAUAUCACGCUUGAUGAGCAUGGUGUGCCGGUGAUUAUUGAUUUUGGGAGUUGUCGGAAGACAGGGGAGUCAUUGGAGACCAGCCGAGUUGGACAGACGGACGGGUGGCAUGAUCCAGCGAAUGGUCUUGUCUUGGAGAAGAAUGAUCUGGAUGCCUUUGAAGAGUUGAAGACUUGGCUGUUUGGUUCUGUGGAUGAUGCAUAUUUGUUCCACGAGGAAGAUCAGUUGAAGGAGUGA
Penicillium egyptiacum is the source of this 501-nucleotide messenger RNA. The record is from the annotation of a GenBank genome assembly. Lineage: Eukaryota; Fungi; Ascomycota; Eurotiomycetes; Eurotiales; Aspergillaceae.